GUAAUAAUUUAUUUUCAAAGUUCAAUUAUCAUUUUGUUAUCACAUUUACGGAAAUGGUAAUGGAGAAUAAAAUACGUUUAUGGCAACAUUGUACUAGUCUACGGACAUAGCCGACGAAUUCCGAACGUAUGAUUAGGUCACGUGGUACUUUUGGAGUCUUCGUGGCGUAGCUUGUUCAGCUGCUCGUCGAAGCGGCUGUCGGACGGUCGCCUCUCAGCGAGUCUGCGUACGAUGUAGCGGCCAUUUUUGUUCUUAGUUCAUAAUAGCGUGCGCAUAUUUUAAUGUAUUUCGAAGGACAUUUAGGCAAUUUUCACGAUGACUAUUAUAGUUUUCCUAAUAGAUACUUCAGCCUCUAUGAACCAAAGAGCUUAUUUGGGCGGACGCCCAACGUUGCUCGAUGUAGCCAAGGGCGCUGUGGAAACGUUCGUAAAGGUUCGUCAACGUUCCCCCGAAAGCAGAGGCGACAGGUAUAUGCUCCUAACUUUCGAAGAACCACCCGCGAACAUCAAGGCUGGCUGGAAGGAGAACUUAGCAACAUUUAUUAAUGAAUUGAAGAAUUUGCAAUGUCUGGGCUUGACAACAAUGGGAGCUGCUUUGAAGCAUGCUUUUGAUGUUUUGAACAUUAAUCGCAUGCAAACUGGUAUUGACACAUAUGGACAAGGAAGAUGCCCAUUCUACCUGGAACCUUCUGUUAUAGUUGUAAUCACGGAUGGAGGGAAACUUUCAAGCAAUGCUGGCAUUCAAGAAGAGUUCAACCUGCCUAUGAACUGCCCUAUACCCGGCUCAGAGUUGACUCGGGAGCCGUUCAGAUGGGACCAAAGACUAUUCUCGUUGGUGUUGAGGCUCGCUGGCACUCCGGCAGUCGAGAGGGACACAGGACUCGUACCAUCUGAUUCGUCGCCAAUUGACGCAAUGUGUGAAGUUACUGGCGGUCGUUCCUACUGUAUCACGUCACAUCGUAUGUUGAUGCAGUGCAUCGACAGCUUAGUACAGAAAGUGCAGAGCGGCGUGGUGAUCAACUUCGAGAAGAUUGGCCCCGACCCGCCGCCUAUAGACGGGGCCAACAACAGGGAAGGCGAGCAAGACGAUGCCAACCACGAACCGGACAAGGAAGUCGAAGGAGACGGCGAAAGGAAUGGACGUUGGAACAGCGGCCAGUACCAGAACCCGAACCAAGGUGCAAGUGCUCCUCAGGCGUGGCACUCGUGCCGCCGCCUCAUAUACGUGCCGCGUACGGUCGCGCAGAAAGGCUUCGCUGUCGGCUUCUGGCCCAUACCGGAGUCGUUCCGAUCGGACCCCAACGCGCAAACAUUACCACCUCGUUCUGCACACCCAGUAGUGAAGUUCACGUGUUCAAGUCAAGAGCCCAUGGUUAUAGAUAACCUGCCAUUUGACAAGUAUGAGCUGGAGCCAAGCCCUUUGACACAGUUCAUAUUGGCCAGGAAACAACCAACUGUCUGUUGGCAGGUCUUCGUCGCCAACAGUGGUUGCAAGAACUCUGAAAUAAAUCAUCCAUUUGGCUACCUAAAGGCGUCGACGAACUUGACAUGUGUGAACUUGUUCGUAUUACCCUACAACUAUCCGAUGCUACUUCCUCUUUUGGACGACCUGUUUAAAGUGCACCGCUGCAAGCCUACGCCAGAGUGGAAGCUAGCCUUCCAGCAUUAUCUCGACAGGAUGCCUGCUUAUUAUGUUGCGCCUUUACGCAGAGCAUUGACCAAAAUGGGAGCGUCGCCUCAAUUACUGCAAAGCUUGAUACCAGACUCUCAAGAUAACUCGCUGAGUUUCUCUGUACUCAACUAUUUAAAAAGACUGAAAAACCAAGCUAAGGUAGAAUUCGAAAAGCUAUGUGCAGAUGUCAUCAACAAGUCUUCCAGCAAUAUUACUCAAAAGGCCGCUGAAAGCGUGCGAGUAAUGCCUCGGUCUGCACUCCGGAAGGAUCUUACAACACACCCGUGUCUUCAAGACAAGUUCUCAGCACUAAGGGAUCAAUUGAACGAGUUUGGCGGUUUCGUCGUAGGCUUAUCGCGUGGAAGGCAUAAGACGCAAGCGCACACCUACAGGAAUCCGUUUGAUAUACAGCGGAGGGAUUUGUUAGACCAGGUUGUACGAAUGCGCGCGAAUUUUCUUCAACCAUCCUUGGCGCACACUCGGCUGGUGGACGAGGACAGCCUGCACUCCAUGCCCGUCGCACAGAUGGGCAACUACCAGGAGUACCUCAAGCGGAUGACGCCGCAGCUCAGGGAGAUCGAGUCGCAGCCUGUCCGGCAACACAUGUUCGGGAAUCCCUUCAAGAUAGACAAGCGCAUGAUGGUGGACGAGGCGGACAUGGACCCCGUGGGCGGCGCCGUGCGCGGCGGCGGCGGCGGCGCGGGCGGCAAGCGCGGCGCCGACAGCCCGCGCGCCGCGCCCCCCAAGCGCCGCGCCGGGCCGCUGCCGCCGCACGUCACGGCGCGCCGCCCCGCCUCGCCCGCGCCGCCCGCCGCGCCCGCCGCGCCGCCCGCGCCGCCGCCCGCCUGCCCGCUGUCGCCGCUGGCGCCGCUGUCCCCGCUGGCGCCGCACUCGCCCGCGCCGCCGCGCCGCCCCGCCUCUCCGCUGGCGCCCGUGCCCUCGGACUUGCCGUCUGGACGCCCACCCGAAGAACCUCCAAACAUGGAUACAGGUGGGCCUGCGAUCAUCCCAGCAAGCAUUCCGACCGGCGGGUCAGCGAGCGGGCCUGCUAUCUCCCCAACAAGCGGUCCGCUACCGCCGCCGGCUUCCCCGCCUGCUGUCGCGCCACCCAACCUACCACCCGUUGUCAAACCUUUUCUCAAUGGAGACGCGUACACGACGAUGGGCAGCAAGUUGUCCCGCUCGCCGUCGCCGCCGGGCUCGCCGCCGCCGCUGCUGCUGCACGACUCGCAGGAGCUGCAGAUCAACGCCAUCCUGCAGGGCGUCGCCGCCGAGAACAACUCCAACGCUAGGGGCCGCAAGAGGAAACGAAAGAACGAUAAAUUACUACAGUUGACGAUGCCGCCUCAGCUGACUCGGAAAGAGAUCGCAGACAUUAGGAAGCACAACCUUGAAGUGCGGGCCGAAGUAUAUCGCGCGGUACGACGACCCGGAAGAGAUUAUUCGAAAUUGUUCGAACAUUUAAAACAGUUGCAAGGUGGUGUGGACGUUAGGAAGGAAGUGGUGCGCGACGUUAUAAACGAAUCGUUAAGGUUCAAACGUAAAGCCCUUGCUAAGCUUUUGGAAGACUUUUUAGUGGGACUUGAAAGAAAUGGAAGCAGUGCCUCAAUUAGUAUGAAGAGAGUUAACAACUCAGUGAUGUACAGUAAUGCUAACAACCACAGCUAGUAAUGAGUGCAAGUGGGGUGAACAUAGUUAUGUGAUCUAUUGAGUGGCCACAUUUUCUGUUCAAGCAAGUUGGGAACUUAGUUCAAUCGAAUCAAAAACUUGGACCAUUUGGUCAGUGGACACAAGCAUGUGCUGUUAUAUUAGUUUCUGUAUAAUUAAUUUUAUAUUGAUAAAGCCAGUCUACUCCGCGUGGAUAUUCUGAUUGUUACUCUAUGGUAUGAUCAUAUUCCGUGAUUAGUAUUGCGAUUCCGCCUGAUAAGUAGUCAUGUCGUCGAUGUACUGUUUAACACGAGAUGCGAUGUUAAUGAUCUCACAUGCUCGACAGUGUGACGUCACUCUAGAGCACUUAGUUAUUGCAUGUCGUAUGCAAGAUGCAGUUUGUUUGUAAGAAAACCGAAGGUAAUUUAAACUAAUUUAUCAAUCUGAAUGAAUCUUAAAAUAUCCUGUAAUUAUCAUAGUAGGAAACAUUUCAGUAUUCAUAAACGUGUCUCAUCAUAUUUUCAUUAAUGUUCGAAAGCAUUUUAUGUAAACUCACUGCAGCCAUGUCUUGCUGAUUUGAACGUAACAAAGUUUGUUAGACCAAGAACUGUGAAUAUGUAUGUGUCGGCCAAAGCGAACUAUUUUUCUGUCAUUUUGAUAUUUUGUGUCUUACACAUACCGAAGUAUAUGAAGCAAUAUAAAACUCGAUUUAUUAUCACAAUGUGUCUUAUUCAAAGUGGCAGUGAAAUAGUGAGUUUCAAUGUUGUAAAUAAAGUUGUACAUAUUAUUAGAAUGUUAUAUUACCAAUGGAAUGUAUGUGUAGGAUGCUUUUAUGCAUCGGUCUAUACGACUGUUAAUGUGGCCGGAUGACCUAACAGAGAUAUUAACAGAGAUAGAUAAUAAAAUAUAAAUACUAGUGUAAUGUAUCCAAAAUUAUCAUACAGUUUAUGAACCCAAUGAAUUUAAUAAAGGCAUUUAUAUGAAAUUUUAGUAUUGUCAUUAUUGACUCCAGUGAAAUUUUAAAAUGUUUUAUUAACAUCAGGGAGGGGUGAUAUUAUCGAUACGUAUUUAUACAAUACGCUUACGUCAUGGUUCGAAUGGUGUCGCACGAUAUUGUGGGCACAAUAAAAUAGUUUUAUUUUGGAUGUUGUUUAUCAAAAAUAUAGCAUCAUUACAUUUAAAAGAGAACUGUGAUACUCGAAAUUUUAAAUUAUCGAAUAUUAUGGGAACCCCGCCACAUUAACAAGAGUUCGGUCAAUUGUAAAGUGUAAUAUAUCAUUUUUUAAAUAAAUUAUGAUCCUUAUUGGAUUUUUA
Molecule: messenger RNA, 4632 nt
Organism: Trichoplusia ni (cabbage looper)
Lineage: Eukaryota; Metazoa; Arthropoda; Insecta; Lepidoptera; Noctuidae
Gene: IntS6
Product: integrator complex subunit 6
Exons: 16
Coding region: 316-3339 (1007 amino acids)
Biological process (GO): snRNA 3'-end processing
Cellular component (GO): integrator complex
Source: RefSeq, a predicted model, not a curated record